GUUUCACGUACACCGAAAGGUGUAUCCGAUGUCAGAUAGAGGAGGAUUAAAGGGUGCAUAUCUCUUUGUUUCAGGUGCGAAUAAUGGAACAAAAAUUGGCAUGGUCGGUGGCGAGUGACGCGAACAGCGCCCAAAUUCACCGGCUGGAGGGGGAAGUAGAGGAACAGAGACAGUUAAGGUUACACGAUGCUAAACAGGUAGAGGCAAAAGCAGCAAGAAUCAAAGAGUGGGUGACGAAUAAGCUGAAGGAGUUGGAGAUUCAGAAUCAAACGCUGCGAGAGCAGAAUAUCAAAUGCAAUCAGCAGUUGGAGCUGUUAAGGAACCACCUCGCUUUGGCAGAUAGAAGGAGAUCUGAAAGCAGUUCCCCAGAAGGAAGACAGCAUACAAAGACAUCAACUGCCCGUAGCCAGAAACACCGCCGUCAUCAGUCCGUCUGCCUAUCUACAAACACCAAUUUUGAACCAGUUAUACCUAGCACCUUAGUUACUAGUGUCAAUUUUGGCACCAGCACCUCAAGUAUGGAUCCGCUAACGGACGAACUUAGAGCAGCCGUAGACAAUUUAAGCUUGGCGAGGAUACCUAGUAGUAGUGCGAGUGAUCCAGAUCUAGCGCAUGACUAUGCUGAAAUAUACACACCCAGCAGGGAAAAAGUUCCAUGGCCCCGAGCACCAACACCUCCUAUGCAUAGGUUUCCAAGUUGGGAAGAUAGAAUAUACCAGGUAGCUGCUGAUGGUUUAACGUUAACAGGAACCACGCCUAGUGAUCUUGGUCCAGAGCAAGCUGGGUACCAAGAUAUACCAGUGCCUGUAUAUGCCACCGUCAAAGGCAGAGCUAGUCAAAUUAGAUCAAUGCCAUUUACUGGCGAUUCUUCAGACGAUUCCAGUGAUGGGGAAGGCAACAACACAACGCAUGCAGCAGAUGGCACGAAUACACAUAGUAGAAGUUCAGGGGAUACGUCAGGAUCGAGUCCUGGUAAAAGGACUGCCUCCAGUAGUAGUGGGUCUCCUAGUAAAAGUAAAACGAGAGGUGUUUCAGAUACGUCGUUCGAAUCGGGAAUGUCUGACGACUACGCCAUACCUCCAGAUGCCUUAAGUUGUGAUACUACCAGUUUAGAAUCGUCGAUGCUCCUAAGAGCCUCCUCCUACUUAGACAGUCCGAAAAGGAUAGAGAGCUUAGAGAAAAGCGGAACACUGGCUAAAUUGGGUGGAAAAUUGAAAACGUGGAGGAAAAAAUGGUUCGUCUUGAAAAAUGGCAUCCUCACAUACUACAAAAGCCAAAACGAUAUAAACCGAAAACCACAAGGCCAAAUAGUAUUAGAUGAAUUUUGUAAGAUAACCAGAGCGGAAGGCUCAAACACCUUUGAGAUAGACACGGGGAAGAAAACAUAUUAUUUGACAGCUGACAAUAUGACCGCAAUGGAAGAUUGGGUGCGGAUACUGCAAAAUGUGCAACGAAGAAAUGCAACAAAAUUGUUGUUAAGUAGAGACGAGAAUAAACCGGUUUUACAAGGCCUACUGAAAAAAGUCAAGAACGGAAUUCCUAGGGAAUGUUGGUGUGUUCUCAUAGGGAAGAUGUUCUUGUACUAUAAGAAACAGACUGAUUCUACACCACAUGGACAGAUCAAUAUGCGAGAUGCCAAAGUUGAAGAAAUUGAGCAUUUAUCAGAUUCUGAUUCUGAAGAACAAGAUUCUGAACAGCCAAAGUAUACGAUAGGGAUAUUCCCUUCAAACCAAGCUCCUACGUAUCUACAUUUCACAGGAAAACAGGAAAAAGACGCUUGGUUGUACCAUCUGACUGUAGCCAGUGGUGGAGGACCCAGUACAGGUACGCAAUAUGAGCAGUUGGUCCACAAAUUGAUGGAGGUUGACGGAGAUCCAAAUUGUGUUCUGUGGAGACAUCCUGUGCUUUUACAUGUGCCUUGCACUAAAGAUGGUGCCGUGCCAUCUUACUUCCCGCUUACCAGCUUACCAAAUGAUAGUCUACAGUCUGAAGCAAUAAAACUGUUCAAAUGCCUGCAACUGUUCACUUCGGCCGCUGUUGACCAAGCUGGAAUCGAUUACCAUGUAGUGUUGGCUCAGAACGCCCUACAGCAAUGUCUUGACCUUCCUGAUCUACAAGCUGAGCUGCUUUGCGCCCUCAUGAAGCAGACUAGCAAAGCCCAUCCACUGCCCAAGCUCGGAGUCCAGGUAUCCACACAAAAAUUGCUUAAGAAAAGCGGCGCAGGGGGAGGCGGAACCAGUGGGAGCGGUCACCACCACACGCAAGAGGAGAAGUGUUGCUACGCUAAGGACGGCAAGGGACCGCCUUUGUUUUCAUUGGUGCAAGGAUGGCAACUGUUGGCGCUGGCUGUCAGUUUAUUCGUACCCAAGUCAUCAAUGUUGUUGUGGUUCCUGAGGCUGCAUCUGCAGAGGAAUGCGGAUAAUAGGACAGAAUGUGGGAAGUACGCUGCUUACUGCGAGAGGGCGCUGGAGAGGACUAUCGUGGCAGGUGGUAGGGAAUUGAAGCCGUCAAGAAUGGAAGUACUGAGCAUCCUAUUGAAAAAUCCUCAACAUCACUCUCUACCUCAUUCGAUGCCAGUGCAUCUUUUGAAUGGCACAUACCACAUAACUAGUUUUGAUGGUUCGACCACCAUCAAAGAGUUUCAGGACUCGCUAGCUCAAGAAAUAGGCUGUAGAACCAACAACGGGUUUGCAAUGUUUAGUGAUGACCCGAUCGAAAAGGACUUGGAACACACCUUAGACCCUAGUGCUAAAUUAUGUGAUCUUAUUUCUAAGUGGGAAAUUGCUCUAAGGGAGAAGGGCUUAGGUAAAUUCGAGAACAGUAGAGUAAUUCGGUUAACGUAUAAGAACAGGAUAUGGUGGAAGAAUUGUGCGAAAUUAGAGACGGAAAAGGAAAGACUGCUUUUAUGUUAUCAGGUAAAUAAACAAAUAGUGGGCGGUAGAUUUCCAGUUACAAGAGAAGCAGCAUUAGAAUUCUCAUCGCUUAUGGCUCAACUUGAUGUGGGUGAUUGUUCCUUGAAUUCCAGUAAAUCUAAUGUUAGUCAUACCUUCCCCAGCCACCAAGGAACUUCAAACAUCCACUCGAGCCCAAAAUCCACAGCAAACGGCACCUUAAGCCCCCAGUCCACCUUGCAAAACUCGAACACCCUGAACGCGCUGAACAACGUACACGGUAUCCUGACAGCGCACUCCAAUCAAGCACUUACCGCCAUCGACAAGUUCUAUCCGUACCGUUAUAGGGACCAGCUGAGUCAGGAGGGACUGCAAGAACUACAGGCCAAAUUGCUGGCCAAAUGGAGGGCUCUGAAGGGCAGGACGCAGGCUGACUGUGUUAGGGCUUACUUGAAUUCUACGAGGAAAUGGCCGUUCUUUGGGCAUACGCUGUUUCAGGCUCGACUCCGUCAACAAGAUUCCCCAAUGACCUGGCUAGCUGUAGGCGAGGACGCAAUCACAAUUUUAGAUCUGGCAACAAUGCAGCAACGUGUCCGCUACCCCUACACCAACGUGCUCACUUUCGGCGGCUGUCAAGAAGACUUUAUGCUGGUGGUUACUCAGAACGAUCAGCAACCAUCUCAGAAGCUGAUCUUCUCGCUCAGCAAACCGAAGAUUUUGGAACUGACGUUGCUGAUUGCCGACUACAUGAAUAUGCUGAUGAACCCAGGGACACCAUUAUUGGGGACGCUCAGUAGGGGAACCAUGGUCUCAGUGAAUCAAUCAGUGGUAAAUCAGUCGAUAAUCAGUCAGACAUUAGCCAGUCAGACUCAGCCAGACAUCCUAAAAUCAACCCCUGAUCAUGCGAUGGUCCAACGAUCCGACUCGAAAAGAAGGACUCAUAUUGAUUCUGGUUUGGCGUGAUGAAAGAUGUGAGAAUGAAGUUUACGGAUGUGUUAGGUGUGCCAGGUGGAUUUGUUCAUGAUUUUUUGCCUAGGUUGGCAUUAAUGAAGUAUGGAGAUAUAAUUCACAAGGUGGAUCAAAAUUUCACCAAAGAGUAGUUAUAUCAAGAGAAGACACGUGGUGCAAUGCCGUUAUAAUUCGCCGAUCGGCCCAAUUGACCUUGAGAGUCAUCUGCAUUAUAGUAGAGAAGCCAAUCAUAAUUUUUUUUUGUUACAUCAUUGCAUUCUGAUGAGAUAGGAUAAAAACUAGUCACAUAUUACGUAUUUUGUUGCUGUUUGCUAUUUAUCAUCAGAAUUUAGCAUUUCAAUCAAUCCCCGAUUCAACCAUAACUUUGCGGUCGGCCCUUUAACUAUUACUGGUUCACAAAUAAAAACGGCGAUGUAUGUGUGGACCAACCUUGGCUUGGCGAUUCGCUUAUAGGUGUUUUGCCGAGCUGGCAUAACAUUUUUAUAAAACGCUACAAUUAUAAAUACCAAGGAGAAGCUCUAAUUUAUCUCUAAUCUUAUCCGCCUUGUCUGUUUUCUCUUUAUAUAACUAUUCUUUGAUCUCACUAUGGAUCAUGUUCAAGACAACUAAAGGUGCACGCUCAUAGAGGGGAAGAGAAUUGAUUGGUGUCGCGCGACAAUGUCGCUGACAAUGCUUGUUAUACAGCUGCUUCUAUCGGACUUGAUCGUUGAACAUGUUUACUCGACACGAAUGGAUUCUGUUCUUCUCAAUGUGCGUGUAAAAAAAACUAACCUGAAAAGCGCGCAAAAAAAUCUUUGUUAGUCAUGAUCACUUGUAGUACAUGGAUUUUCGUUCAAGAAUAGUAUGAUCAGAUCGAGUAUAUAACAAUUUUUUAUUUGAUUUAACUUGCAAACUAUGCAAACAUACAGUGAAGUAGUUAAAACUGUAAUUUAACCAUUCUACCGUUGAAUUUUAAUCAUCCUAAAAGCAAGAAAUGGUUUGAAACUCUCCAAACUUCAUUAGCUUUUAGGCGCAUUAAAUUGAAUUUGUUUUAUUGCAUAAAGCGACUCAUUUUAUCCUCAUCAUUCUCAAUUUUAGAGAGACAUCUUGUAAUUACGACUGUAAACGCAAUAAUAUAUUGGUUGUAAUUGGUAUAGAAAUAUCUGCUUGAUAGCCACUAAUCUGUUUUACGUAGGGUGCUUCAUUAUGAUGAGUCCAAAUAAAAUGCCGAAACAACGUCACCAGUCUUACCUUAUAAGAGUAACCGUGGCAAGUCAGGUAUUAUUAGCUUAUAAUCCAACAUCUGGAACUUGACAUGUUUUCAUGUUGAUAAAAUUGCAUAUUUUUCGUGUAGCUAAAUGAAACUACAUAUGCAGGUCUCACUCUUUACGAAUAACUCUUUAAAAACGUUUCAGCCACUCAGCAUAUAUUAAAGUUUAAAUAAUUAACCAGAAAAUUUUUAUAGAUUUACCUUGGGGAGCUACAUCAUUUUGAGGUAAAACCAUAAUGACCCACCCUUUAACUAAUUGUGGUAUUUUCGAAUAUUUUUCUCAUAUUGGAGGUGUAUGAAUCUGUAAAUAAACAAGACGAAUAUUUUUGUGUAAAUAAGUGUUUUUAGUUUAUUAUGUUAUGUUGAUAGAUUUUUUAUUUGCAUUUAGCUUCAAAGGCUUCACGAAGUUCCGAUGCUGUUAGUUCUGCAUUACAUUGAAAUACAUAGUAUUUUUUAAAACAGUUGAUAUUAUACAAAAUUUAUAUUUCGUCGCUGAUUUAAAUCAGUGCCAUAUAUACUGCUGUAUGUAGUUUAAACUAUGUUUGUGUAAAUGGUAUUAUUAGUUUUUAGCAGUGACACAAUCAUAUAACUAAUAGAGCGAUUUAGAUUCACCUCAAAGAAUUUCUGAGUUCAAUACUUCUUGAAUUCCUAAAGAAAAUCGUAUCUAAACAAUGGAUACAAUUCUGGUGUCAUAGGUUUAAAUCUGCAUUUUUAGCUGCUAUACACGGUGUUUCACUUCAAUCUCCCCACCUAUUUCAAAAACCGCGCAUUCCAGAGAAAAUGUAUCAAACAAAAGACCUCGACUUCGAUUUUCAGUAUUAGUCUAAUCAUAUUAGCAAAUUUCCCCGAAAUAAUUGUAAAGUCUCGUUUUAUUGGCGCAAGUUGUUCUAGGGGUAUUUAAAACAGGCGCAUAAAAUGGGUACACCAUUUUUGUGGGAAAACUUUUUAUUUGACAACAAAGAAUUAGAAAACAUGUUUUUUGGGAUUCAAUCGAAAGUGUAGACAGGAACCUUUCAUAUAAGAUUUUUAGGUAUCUAUGAGACCCUCAAAAUGAGACCACACGUAAAAAGAUCCGACUAAUAGCAAAAAUAUUAUGGCCGAAAAACGAGGUCAAAUGCAGGUUUUGGCACACAACUACUUGAAAUUCUUCAAAUCGGUGGGAUUCAUACUUCUAAAUAACAACAAAAUUGGAUU
Messenger RNA from Acanthoscelides obtectus, 6303 nucleotides. Lineage: Eukaryota; Metazoa; Arthropoda; Insecta; Coleoptera; Chrysomelidae. The record is from the annotation of a GenBank genome assembly.